This is a messenger RNA of Sparassis crispa, 525 nucleotides long. RefSeq lists its product as hypothetical. Gene Ontology annotation, biological process: intrinsic apoptotic signaling pathway. The record is from RefSeq and is a predicted model, not a curated record. NCBI's taxonomy places the organism in Eukaryota, Fungi, Basidiomycota, Agaricomycetes, Polyporales, Sparassidaceae. The transcript has 2 exons. Gene Ontology annotation, cellular component: mitochondrion. Bases 1 to 525 code for a protein of 174 amino acids.
AUGCUCAGGCUGAGAGCAAAGGCCUCUCUCCGUAUUCCUACUCACCAGCUCCAUGUCUCUGCGCUUCGUCAUAACCUGGUCGGUCCACCGGAUCCUGUUUCUCAUUUACGACCCAUCAUCUACGAGGAUGCACCCAGUACGCCGCUCACAGGCGUACAUCCGUAUUCGUUGAAGGAAUUUGCGGGUGACACCGGGGAGUACCAAUGGAAGAUGCAGCGGCAGGAGCUGGAUGCAUAUAACAACGCUUUCUGGACAGAUAGUAACAUCCGCUUCGAAGCGGCGAAGAGUGCCGUGCUCGAGAGUCUGCCCGAGACUGCCCCUACCGAGGAUCGAGAAUUUGCGCUGUCAGAGUUCUACAAACGCUGGCUCAUGCAAGAGCAGUCACGCCAGAAAGAGUACAACUCACAAUGGCGGAAGCGGAAUUGGACCAGUAUCGUGCUCGGUGCCCGAGUGCGCUACGAGAAGUUCAAGUCUCUAAUAUCGAGGCCCUUCACAUCGCGUUCGGAUGACAGUCAGAACGAAUAA